GAAUUUAUAAAAAAUAAAACAAAUUAAUUAAAAAUGGAGAGUUUAAUUAAUAACCAAACCACGCUUGGUGAGGAGAUCCAAGCUCUAAUUAGGAACUAUAAAAAGGAUCCUCAGGAACGGAAGUCAAAUGCAACAUACUUCCAUAAUAAGGCUGCUCAGUUAAAUCAGCUUUGGAGUGCCUUCGAUCAAGGAAAUGAGAAAAUAAGGAAUCUAAUGGCGGAAAAUCCUGUGGAGAAUCCUUAUGUAAGGGAAGGUUACUUCUCAAAGAUCAAGGACAUCGUAAUUAAAUAUCAGGGGGAAUUUUCCACAAAAUUGAACGAGCUAAGCCCUCCAGAUACAGCACGCUCGGACUUGAUACCUCUCCAAAGGCAUCAAACCGCGUUACUAGCAGCGCUACAAAGACUGAUUGGUCAGAUAACACAAGAGUCACAGGCCCGAUUCAGGCCCCUUGUAACAGAAUAUUGGGAAAAAAUAAACCAUAUUCACUUCGAGAUCUUCAGACUGUUCGAAGAUCCAAUAGCUCUUGGAUACAACAUGGAAAAUUAUUUGAAUGCAGAAGCAGCCAUAUUCCAAAUUCAAUCCACGCCUAUUGAUGUGAAGCCAUCAAUUAAUGCUGCAGCCGCCCAAACGCAAGUACAGCUACCAAAGGUAUCCAUACCACAAUUCGACGGAUGCUAUUUAAAAUGGCAACAAUUUCAUGAUCUAUUCACAAAAAUGAUUCAUGAGUCAACAUUGCCAACAGUACAAAAAAUGUGGUACUUAAAAUCAAACCUCUCUGGAGAUGCUGAAAGACUGGUUAGACACUUGGAUCUAACAGAGUCCAACUAUGAAACUGCCUGGACGAUGCUGAAGGAGCGUUUUGACAACAAGCGAGUCCUGACUACAACGACUCUACACAAACUUUUGGAUCAACCGUCAGUGACAAACGAUGCAUCAUCAAUAAAAGGUUUCCACGAUAUUAUUCAAGAAACGUUAGCUACGUUGAGAAACGGCGGCAUAGAAGUCAACAAUUGGGAUCCACUUUUGCUAGUGCUACUGGCAAGAAAAUUGGACAGGACUACUCAUGUACUGUAUGAGCAAUCCUUUAAAGACACAAGAAAGCUACAACCCAUCAAGGAAUUCUUAGCCUUCUUAGAACAAAGAUUCUUGGCACUGGAAGCGAUAGGAGGGAAACAAUACGUCCCUAAAGAAAAGCAAAGGAUAUGCGCGUCUGCCUCAACAGAAAAGAAUAAAGGCUGUCAAUUCUGUGAUUCAGCAGAACAUAAAAUUUAUCGAUGUGACAAGUUCGCGUCAAAAUCUGGAGACGCACGUUUAAAAUGGGCACUAAACCAAAAACUGUGCCUAAACUGUCUGCGGCCCAAUCAUAUGGCAAAAUCAUGUUUCCUACGCAAUUGCAUGAAGUGCAACAAAAAACAUAAUACGUUGCUACAUCUGGAGAACAAAGAUGACGUCAAAAUAACUGCCGCAGCACACAAUAAAUAAUUAUGUGCUACUCGCCACUGCU
Molecule: messenger RNA, 1504 nt
Organism: Drosophila mojavensis
Lineage: Eukaryota; Metazoa; Arthropoda; Insecta; Diptera; Drosophilidae
Exons: 1
Coding region: 34-1482 (482 amino acids)
Source: RefSeq, a predicted model, not a curated record